AUGAGCUUCUCGGUCACGUUCGCUGAGCUGGCCAACAUAGCCAUACCGCAGUGUGGAGUGGUGAACUUCAAGGCCCUUCACCUCCUGAUUCAGGGCAUCCUGGACCACAUCCAAAUCGCUGGGCUCAAGAAGGUCCUGUCGGGAGAAGAGGAUUUCCUCCAGACCUCACAGGUGGUGCUUAUGCCCACGGAGAGAGAUCCCCAGCCCAUCCUCAACCCCAUGAAGAGGCUCAGCAACGUCUUCGACAAUGUGGUGGACCGCAUCAACAAGAUAGAGAAUCAGAUAUUCGCCAUGAAGGGCAUGCCCUCUACCACACAGCUGCUGGAGGACAGCCAUGGGACCAACCGGCCUGCCGAGGACCUGUGGAACAUGAUCAAACUCGUGAAGAGGGUGGAGGGCAAUGAGGAAGUCUUAGCGAAGAUCAUGAAGACUCUGCAGGACCUGCUCACCGACCUCCAUUUACUCAAGAACACUGUUGAAACCCUCCAGAAGGACGUGGAUAUGAUAAAGUACAUAUCUGAAAAGGUGAACCCAGAAAGAGUGGAGCUUGUCUGUGAAGACUUGAAAAUGCAGAACCGGAAGUUGGGUGCCCUGCAGCGGGAAGUGGUUACCCUCCAGAACAAGGUUCAUGCUGUCCCCCAACCUGAGGACAUGGUGCUCUGGAGUAGUCUCCAUGAGGCCAUGUUCAGUCCGGGACCUCAGAUGGAACUGGAACCGUCCAAGACGUGGCAGAGUAUGACCUCUCUUCUAGAACCUACCUUGGGGCCGGCUGAGGAUGGCGGCCAGACUGAUGUCUCACACCCUACCCACAGCGCCACCCCUUUGCAGACCAUCCUGCAUUUUGAAACCGCGGGAGUCCUUGAGGAGGAUGCCUUCACCCAGGCUACUGAGUUUAGUGCCCCCCAGGGGAUGUGGACACAACACCAGAUUCCUAAACUAGGAGCCCGCCAACUUUCAGAUGUUGAAGAAAGAGGGGAUGAAUCCGAAUAUGACUACGUCAAAAUGUAUCAGAAAGCGAUCCCUAAAGAUGGGGCUCCCCAGGAUGCUGUUCCUGAGGAAGGGGCUCCCCAAGAUGGUAUUCCCAAGGAAGGGGCUCCCCAGGAGGAGAUUGCCAAGGAAGAGGCUCCCCAGGUUGGGACUGGCAAGGACAGGGUGCGCCAUCACAGAGUCACCAAGGAUGGGGCCCCCCGUGAGAGAGCCCCAAAAGAUGAGGCUUCCCAAGACACAGUUCCCAAGGCCAUGGCCACCAAAGAUGGAUCCCAGAGAGACAUGACCCAAGCAGCACACCCUAAGGGCCCUUCGUCAGCCCUAAAGAAGCUGAAGUCCGCACUGGCGAUAGCUGCAGCAACUGCUGCAGCCUAUGCAUCGGCAGCAAACACAGCUGCCCGGGCAGCCAAAGCUGCGGUCAAGGCAGUCAAAGAUGUUCCUGCAGCCCAAAUGGCUUCUUUAGCCUCAGCUGCGGCAGAGGGUGGGCCUUUAGGGACCUAUGCAAAUUUCCUGGGUGCAGGAACUAGCCGUGGGGCCACCGACUUCAUGCCCUUCAGUGAAGAUGAGCUAGAAGACCUUCCUGAAGAGAUCAUAUCAUCACUUCUUCACCCCAUGGCACCCAGAUCAGUCCUGUCCCAGGCCAUGGUAACUGCCAUGCAGGCUGAGAGCCCUGAGGAGAAGAAGAGGGCUGUCCGGUACUCCAUGAGCCACAUAGCCCAGAUGCCUAUCAAGCACGAUUUUCUCAAAGAAGAGUUUGCCCAUCUGUCGACCAGCCUGCACCAGCGCUUAAAUUACCUGGCUAACAUUGGAGGCCCUGCCAAGAUUGGCAACACAAUAAAUGUGCUGGAGGAGAAGAUUUGUAACCUCCAGAAAGCCAGGCUACAGGAAGAAGAACUUGAGAGAGUUUGGGGCCACCAGAUUGAGACAAUGAAGAAUCACUACAUGGUGCUCGACAGGACGGUGGAAAAGCUCCAGAUUCGCAUAGAUGACUACAAGAUCCUCAAGGCUGAAAUCCAAAGGCUGGAUCAGAUUAAAGCCGAUAAAACUACGAUGGACCAGGAGCUGAGAGAAAAAGCUGACAAGGAUGCCCUGGCAAGCAAAGCAAACCGGGUGGACCUGGAGGUGACGGCGAUGGAGCUGAACGAGAUGAUUCAGAGCAUGCUCUUGAAGAUCACGACCUAUGAGGGGGACUGGAAGAAGUCGCUGAAGCACCUCAGGAAGGACCUGAACACUAAGCUAGUCCACAGCGACCUCAAUAGCCUGAAGAAGGACAUAGAGGAGGUCUGGAAGAUCGUUCGGAAGCUCCUGAUAGAAGGCCUGAGAUUUGAUCCCGACAGUGCCGCAGGCUUUAAAAAGAAACUGUUCGAGCGGGUGAAGUGCAUCUCCUGUGACCGGCCAGUAGAGAUGAUGACCGGCCCACAGCUCAUCACCAUCCGCAACACCCGUGGGCUGUCACAAGUGAGGCCAGCCAGUGCCAACAGCUUCGAGUAUCUGCAACGGCAGCUGAUAAGGGAACAACAGCACCAGCUGCACUUCCACAACUUUGGAGUCCAUGAGGAGGGUCUGGGCCCCCAGAAGGACUGGGGUGAUGGACCCCGAAAUGGGACCACCUUCAAGCACAAACCAAAUGAUCUGUCAACAGUCUACCCUUACGGGGACCCUGAGAUAAUGGACUACGACACAGCUGAGGUGGAUAUCCUUGGAGUGGAUGGGGUCCUGUACAAAGGCCGAAUGAACACCCAGUUUGGGACUCGGACUGGGGAGAAGGAUCUGGCAGCUGUGAAGGUUUCCUAUCCUUCAGUUCAAAACCUGAGCGAUCGUGUGCGCCCCGGAUCAUUACUUGCUCCGGGCUACCCCCCCUGUGUUUCUCCUGCUUCGUCCCUAGGCACCAGCAUCAGCUCUGGCACCACUCAACACUCUGCCACAACGGUGGCUCGGCCGCCAUCCCUGCCACCAGUGCCACAGCUACCGCCACUGAUCCCAAGGGACCCGCAGGAGGCCCCUGGACCCACCAGGCACUUGAAAUCUCUGCGGCUGGAGUCCCUAGCCAGCACCCAGAUUGCAGAGGAGCACACCCAGCUGUGA
Messenger RNA from Microtus oregoni (creeping vole), 3072 nucleotides. It is a transcript of the gene CUNH16orf96, whose product is annotated as chromosome unknown C16orf96 homolog. The transcript is spliced from 18 exons. The coding region runs from base 1 to 3072 and encodes 1023 amino acids. Lineage: Eukaryota; Metazoa; Chordata; Mammalia; Rodentia; Cricetidae. The record is from RefSeq and is a predicted model, not a curated record.